AUGAAGAUCCAAUAUCGAGAUGAGAGCCUCGAGUUUGAGGAUAUUCCAGACGAAACCAUUAGUGAUCUGGCGACGAGAUGCGCCGAGAGGAUUGGCGCCGACGUGGAGCGAGUAUCUCUCUUCUUCCUCCCCAAACCGGGUUUCGUCAAGCAUCCUUUUUCCGACCGCAGACUGAGCGAAUUCCUCACAGCGAGCACGCGAAUAAAGCUAGUCGGCACGCCCAAUACUGAGGUCAAGAAGAUGGAAGACAUGGGUGCGGCAAGGCGAAGAGUGUCGCGCCCGAGCAGCUUCAGACCGGCCAAGGCAAACAAGGUCCGCGAUUUCAAGAAAAUCCAGGAAGAAAGCACCUACACCUUUCACGCCAUCGAGCCUCUACCGUAUUUGCCGAACCCAGAAAAGAGUAGACGGUUUUUGGAGCGACUGGUGAACGAUCCGGGCGUUAAAGCAACGAUGCGCAAGCACAAGUUCAGCGUCGGGCUUCUUACAGAAAUGAAUCCCGCUGAACACACAACCCACGAGUCGAAGACAUUGGGCUUGAACCGCAACCGGGGUGAAGUGAUUGAGCUGAGGUUGCGGACGGAUGCAUACGAUGGAUACAGAGACUACAAAGUGAUCCGCAAAACUCUUUGUCACGAACUGUCGCACAACGUCUGGGGAGAGCACGACCAGAAUUUCUGGGACCUCACCAAACAAAUCGAGCAGGAGGUGGAGCGCAAUGACACAAUGCAUGGCGGACAUCGGUUGUCGAACGAGGAAUUUUACAAUCCCAACGAUACGUACGAGGAUGCUGAGCAUGCGGAUCAUGGGGGCUGGACGGGAGGGAGCUAUGUGUUGGGAGGGUCGCAGGAUGGCGGUGCUGAGAGCGAGAGUGGCCUGAGUCGACGGGAUAUUCUGUUUCGGGCCACAUUGAACCGCUUGCAAAAAGAAAAGGAGGCGAGAGACGGUCAAGACUCGUCUCCGCCACCAUCUUAG
Messenger RNA from Cladophialophora psammophila CBS 110553, 972 nucleotides. RefSeq lists its product as uncharacterized. Bases 1 to 972 code for a protein of 323 amino acids. Lineage: Eukaryota; Fungi; Ascomycota; Eurotiomycetes; Chaetothyriales; Herpotrichiellaceae. The transcript has a single exon. Gene Ontology annotation, molecular function: proteasome binding. The record is from RefSeq and is a predicted model, not a curated record.